GUCACAUCUGUUCUGUUGUUUGCUCCCAUCUUCUUAUCAGUGUGUGUGUGUACGUGUGUGUGUGUGAUCAUGACCAGAAAUCAAACUACAGCUACAACUGACCAAGGGAAUCAACUCCACACCAACUUAACACAAGUGACCCACGGCAUUCGGACAUCAGUGAAUCAAAAUCAGACCAACUCCACAGCAGUGACCCAAAGAAUCCGUACAUCAGCCCCUCGUCCUGAUUGGCUGUUGUACACCAUUCCUUCCAUUGCCUUUGUGAUCGGACUCCUGUUAUUCAUAACUGUGUGCAACAAACUGCGCCCCAGAGAGUCAGCAAGAGUCAGAAAGGUUUCAGCUAUAAAGACAAUAGAAAACAGAACCACAUCAGAACCCAAUAACAUAUGUUCUGGAUCCAUUGUAGCUGAUCCGAAAACAGAAUCCAGCCUCAAAAAACAAGAGGCCCAGUCUUAUGAGAAUGUUUCUGCAGCCAUCUACAAUAAUCAGGAUGAAGUGACUUACUAUGUAACCCAGGAUGAUGACUACAUCACCCCUGAUGCAAUGGAAGAUUACAUGACAAUGCAAGAGCAAAACCAGAGCAACCACCUUCAACCACCUCACAACACAACAGAUACAGAUGGGGAGUCAUAUGAAAACAUGGAAGCCUGUGUUUAUGCUCAGCCUCGCAACAGCAGACGCAAACACACAGUCAGCCCUGAAGAUGACGAGUCCUAUGAGAAUAUGGAGGGCACCAUCAGCCCCUACAAGUCACAUCUGACCACUCAUAACAGCACAAACACCCUGGAUGAUGAGUCUUAUGAGCGUAUGGACAGUAUCCAGGCCCCGGGUGAUGUGCGAGAGAGGGCUGAUAGAGAGGGGGAGCAGUGGUACUUCAGACAGAAGACAGUGUGAACAAGGGAAACACCUCACACUGAUAGUUUUGUACUUAAUAAUAAAAAAUAAUCAGUUUCAAAUUUC
Messenger RNA from Astyanax mexicanus (Mexican tetra), 960 nucleotides. RefSeq lists its product as uncharacterized. The coding region runs from base 70 to 894 and encodes 274 amino acids. The record is from RefSeq and is a predicted model, not a curated record. Lineage: Eukaryota; Metazoa; Chordata; Actinopteri; Characiformes; Acestrorhamphidae. The transcript has 11 exons.